AUGUAAUUUUACUUACUAAGGAAUGUUAAGAUUGAUUGUAACUAAGUAGCUUUAAGAAAGAAACUAUAUGAAGGAGGAGUUGAUGAAUAGAGAAAUCUCUUUAAACAAUCAAUAAUUAGAAUAUCAAAAGUUUGA
Molecule: messenger RNA, 135 nt
Organism: Paramecium tetraurelia
Lineage: Eukaryota; Ciliophora; Oligohymenophorea; Peniculida; Parameciidae
Exons: 2
Source: RefSeq, a predicted model, not a curated record